This is a messenger RNA of Caenorhabditis elegans, 1850 nucleotides long. It is a transcript of the gene frpr-5, whose product is annotated as G-protein coupled receptors family 1 profile domain-containing protein. The transcript is spliced from 10 exons. Gene Ontology annotation, biological process: signal transduction; G protein-coupled receptor signaling pathway. The record is from RefSeq and is marked reviewed. Gene Ontology annotation, cellular component: membrane. Bases 58 to 1485 code for a protein of 475 amino acids. Lineage: Eukaryota; Metazoa; Nematoda; Chromadorea; Rhabditida; Rhabditidae. Gene Ontology annotation, molecular function: G protein-coupled receptor activity.
AGGAUGAACCGGACGGCUACUAUACUCGAAGGAAUGAUACCAUUGAUACCAGACAUCAUGAUUCUGGAGUGGGAAGGCAGCGAGAACUCGACAGAAUGUUUAUGCUCCGAUAUUCAGAGAGACGAUUAUUCACCGUUUUUCGAAUGGGCCAACUACCUGACGAUCAUCCUUGCCCUCCCCGUCCUUUCAGUUUUCGGAGUGCUCACAAACAUAAUCAAUGUAUUUUUAUACACAAGAAAACGAUUACAAAACUCCGCAAACACGUACCUAUUAUUUCUGGCGUGCAGUGACUUUAUGGUCAUUGUGACCGGUCUCUUCAUAUUCUGGAUCGACUCUGCCCGAUCGUACAUUCCAGAGCUCACUCAGGCUCCCUACACCACUGUUUACACACUUCCAUUUGGAUAUAUGGCACAAACUUGCAGUAUCUAUUUCACAGUGGCUGCCGCUGUCGAUUGUUUUGUGAAUGUAUGCUGGGCAAAACAAGCAAAACAUUAUUGCACCGUUCGUCGAGCCAAACAAAUAUGCAUUUCAAUAGUUGUUGUUUCAAUUAUGUACAACUCAUUACGCUUUCCGCAGUUCAAUUUACGAAAGUGUUUUAAUGAUAUUACAAAAGAACAAGUCAUCGAGAUUUGCCCAACAUCACUUUUUGUCACAAUUAAUUCAGUUUACAAUAUAUAUAUGUACAUGGUCCUAAUGACACUUUUACCAUUUUUCUUCUUACUGUGUAUCAAUGCAAUUAUUGUGAAAAGGCAGUCUAAGGCAAAAACAGAUGAAUCGGCACCAAAAAAUGAAGGAACAUCUGAUGAUACAAUUACAAUGAUCAUGGUUGUUAUUUUAUUUUUGGCUUGUAAUACUUUGGCUCUUGUAGUAAACUUUAUCGAAAACUUCACUGAGCCAUCGCCGGUUCUGCUAAACUUUUUGUCAGACACCAGUAACUUCUUAGUUGUGUUCAACUCUUCAGUCAAUUGCAUUAUCUAUUUUAUUUUUAACACAGACUACAGAGAUGUUUUCCUAAUAUACUGGAAGAAGCUGAAAAGAGUUUUAAUCGAGGAGUAUUGCUGUUGUUGUGUACCAGCCGGCUCACGUAACUACUCAGCUUAUCAGCCAGUUUCCACAAGACUCGUUAUCGAAAAGAGUCAAAAUGGAAGCAGUAGUACAAAAUUGAUUCUACCAUCACUUGAUCUGAAUAGAAGUGAUCAAGCCAGUUUUGCAGAAUCUGAAAGUGCAGCAUCCCCAAUCUGGCAACCCUUAACCACGAGAAACCUUCCAAAUGUUGAUUGGCCAAACAUCGAUGAUGACAUAGAUUCCGGAUGGGAUGAUGGAAGUCAGAUGAAAAUGCAGAUCUCCUCGCGUACACCAAAACGUUGGCUUGCCGAGGUGAACAUUGUAGAUGUUGAAUCAUCGAAUGGAAGACAUCCAAGAAUUUAUGUUCGUCCUUUGAAUCAAUUGCCAAAUAAUGAAACAAUCUCUAUCACUGCUCUUUAGGUUUUUAUUUGCUCAUUGAGAAUUGAGAUUAUUCUGAUGCUUGAUCAUUUCUUCAAUAUAAAAAUAUUUACAGGUAAAUGAAAAAAUAGUCAGAAAAAAACAUAUUCCCCUCUGUAUAAAACUGAAUUUCGAACGCUAGUAAAUGAUCAAUCUCAGUAAAUUUCAGUCUCACUCUCAUUUUUUGUAUUUUUCAUAUUGAAAAUAUAUUUCAUAUCUAGUCUCCAUCCCAAAUAUAUUUUUCCCCCAUCCCGAUGCCCAAAAUUUCUUCUCUCCGCCCACUUGAAAUACGUGUUCACACUCUGUAAGUAUUUUCGGUUUGUUUUGUUCAAUUUGAAUUUGAUUGCAUUAUAAAAAUUAUUUUUAUU